Messenger RNA from Hibiscus syriacus, 2696 nucleotides. Its product is annotated as DEAD-box ATP-dependent RNA helicase 31-like. Gene Ontology annotation, cellular component: chloroplast. Gene Ontology annotation, molecular function: nucleic acid binding; ATP binding; RNA helicase activity. The record is from RefSeq and is a predicted model, not a curated record. NCBI's taxonomy places the organism in Eukaryota, Viridiplantae, Streptophyta, Magnoliopsida, Malvales, Malvaceae.
CCCGUUUUCAUUCAAAGCUUUAAACCCUCGUAAAAACGUUAACUGUCGCCAUUCCAUCCUUCAUUUUGCACUGAUUUUUUGGUGUCAGCAAAUGAUUAUUAAGUUUAUUCCUCAGCUUCGUCUUCUCGGCCCUUCUCUACCGGCAACCAGUUUUACGACCAUGAAUCACGGGUCGACCAUUUGCUUGCAAGGCUCCAUACCCGUUUUAAAUCGGAUGUUCCCUUUUAAGCUCAAGUUCCUUGGCUUAUCACCUGGUUCUAAUGGGAGACUCACUGUGCGGAGCCUUUCUACCAGGCCGUCUCGACCUAGGUCCGGGGCAAGCUCCAAGUUCACUCCUAAAAUCAGAGGAGAUGUCCGUGCUUCAAAGAGUCUGAUUGAGGACGAGGCCGAGCUCAGUGACUGGGUCGGCGAGUUGAGAACCGAUUCAUUCCGUGGUCGACUCACUAGCGAAGACGAGGAACUGGACGCGGAUAGGGAACGUAAUAGAGUUAGGAGUAGAGAUAGGAAUAGGAACGGGGUUCUUGUGAAGCGGAGAAAAGAGGGUGAGUUUGAAAAUUUUCGCGAGUCGAGCAAUAGGGAAUCUCGGGGCCGCUUGGGCGAUUCGUUUUCGAGGAAUUCCCGGUUCAGUACACGGUCUGAUAGUGAAUUAGAAGACGAGAAUAGUAAAGACGAUGACGAGGAUGAUGGUGAAUCGUACUCGAGUAGAAAGACUCGUGGUGUGAAAGAGUCUAAAAGGGUGGAUUCAUGGAAAGGAAAGAGAAAUGAGCGGGGCUUGGAUUCAAUUAAUACGCGGGAUGGAGGAAGAAAUAAUUUGGGAAGAAAAUCAAACCUUUCCGAAGAGGAAGAUAGUGAAACUCACGAAGAGAAAAGAAGUUGGAAAAUGAAAGGAGCCAAGAAUUUUCUUAGUGAGGAAGAUAGUGAUAUUACUGAUGAUGAUGAUGAUUAUGGAAUUUUAAGAAAGAAUGCGAGUUCUGCAUUGGGAUUAGAGAAGGAUGCUAACCAAACAGGGAGUCCAAUAAGGUCACAAGCUAAAUCCGAUUCUUACUUGAGUGAAACAAGAUUUGAUCAAAUUUCUAUUUCUCCCUUGUCAUUGAAGGGAAUUAAGGAUGCUGGUUAUGAGAAGAUGACUGUGGUACAGGAGGCAACUCUUCCAGCAAUACUCAAAGGCAAGGAUGUACUGGCCAAGGCCAAAACAGGCACAGGAAAGACAGUAGCAUUUUUGCUUCCAUCAAUUGAAAUUGUUUCAAAAUUGCCUCCUGUUGAUCAUGAUGUUAAGCGGCCACCAAUUCAUGUUCUUGUGAUAUGCCCAACUCGAGAGCUUGCGACUCAAGCUGCUUCAGAAGCUAAGACCUUGUUAAAGUAUCACCCAUCUAUUGGUGUUCAGGUUGUGAUUGGAGGUACAAGACUUGCUUUAGAGCAAAAAAACCUGCAAGCAAACCCUUGCCAGAUUCUUGUUGCUACUCCUGGAAGGCUAAGAGACCAUCUUGAGAAUACUGCAGGUUUUGCAACAAAGCUGAUGGGUGUGAAGGUCCUUGUACUAGAUGAAGCGGAUCGUUUAUUAGACAUGGGUUUUCGUAAAGACAUAGAAAGGAUAAUUGCUGCUGUUCCAAAACAAAGGCAGACACUUCUAUUUUCUGCUACAGUUCCCAAAGAGGUUCAUCAAAUCUGCCACAUUGCAUUGAGAAGAGAUCAUGAAUUUAUCAAUACAGUUCAAGAGGGCACUGGUGAUACACAUUCACAGGUCAGACAGAUGCACAUGGUUGCUUCACUCGAUAAGCAUUUUUCACUACUGUAUGUUCUUCUGAAAGAACAUAUUGCAGAUGACAUUGACUACAAGGUUCUCGUAUUCUGCACAACUGCUAUGGUAACAAAGUUGGUAGCAGACGUUCUUCGUGAGCUGAGUCUGAAUGUUAGAGAGAUUCAUUCAAGAAAAUCACAGAGUUACAGAACAAAGGUAUCUGAUGAAUUCCGCAAGUCAAAAGGUCUUAUUCUUGUGACUUCGGAUGUAUCUGCUAGGGGGGUUGAUUAUCCUGAUGUUACACUUGUAAUUCAGGUGGGCAUCCCAUCCGAUAGACAACAAUAUAUACAUCGGCUAGGUAGAACUGGGCGUAAGGGUAAGGAAGGGCAGGGAAUACUCUUACUAGCACCUUGGGAGGAACAUUUUCUGUCUAGCAUCAAGGAUUUGCCCAUAACAAAGGCUCCUUUGCCUUCUUUGGAUCCAGAAACAACGAAAAAGGUGGGACGGGCACUUUCCCAUGUAGAGAUGAAGGCCAAAGAAUCAGCUUAUCAGGCAUGGCUUGGUUAUUACAAUUCUGAUAAGAAUGUAGGCAAGGAUAAGUACAGACUUGUGGAGCUGGCAAACGAGUUCAGCAGAAGCAUGGGUCUUGACAACCCUCCUGCAAUUCCAAAGCUCGUGCUUUCAAAGAUGGGCCUAAGGAAUGUCCCUGGUCUGCGUGCCAAAUAGAUCACCGGAGCUGAUUCAGGCAUCUCCAAUUAUCAAGCUUUACCUGUUGAAUAUUUAAAUAUUCUUUUUCCAUAUAUCAGAUAUUCAAGUAAUUGUUAUCAUCUUUCAUCCUGCUAUCCCUCCUUGAACAGAAUUUCAUCCUGGUCAAGAACACAGGGCCAAUGACAUGCAACAUCAAUGAACACAGUUUCUGUUUCUGAAAAAAAUGGGGAUUUCUAUUUCUUUUUCCUUA